UGGUGCUGGCAGUGAUUUUAACCCCCAGGACAGACAGGAAAUAAAUUGAGAGCACCAAGGUCUCUCGGCAUCCAGGGACCUGCUAUCACAAUGGCUGCAGGAAGACUUUGGAUAAUGUGUCUGCUGCUCCUGUCCUUGCACCUGAGCCUUGGCUGGGUCCUUGAUCUUCAAGAGGCUCCUGUGGCAGAUGAGCUCUCAUCUGGGAAGAUGGCAGAGACUGGAGGGACCUGGAAGCCCCAUCAGGGUAACAACCAUGUUCGCCUUCCAAGAGCCUUAGCUGGUUCAUGCCAGCUGUGGAGCCUGACCCUACCAGUGGCUGAGCUGGGCCUGGGCUAUGCUUCAGAGGAAAAGGUCAUCUUCCGAUACUGUGCUGGGAGCUGUCCCCAAGAGGCCCGAACCCAGCACAGCCUGGUACUGGCCCGGCUUCGAAGGCAGGGUCGAGCCCACGGCCGGUCCUGCUGCCAGCCCACCAGCUAUGCUGAUGUGACCUUCCUUGAUGACCAUCACCACUGGCAGCAACUGCCUCAGCUCUCAGCUGCAGCUUGCGGCUGUGGUGGCUGAAGGAGUCCAGACUGGUGUCUCAGAAUCACAAGUAUGAGACAGGCUGGGCUUUGAAAGGCUCAAGUGACAUUAUUAGAAAUUUGCAUAGGUAAAGAUUUUAGAAGGGAAGAGACCUGGUUUUUUUUUGUUUUUUAUCAGCAGUGAAUGCAAUAAAUGAUAUUCUCAUGG
Molecule: messenger RNA, 729 nt
Organism: Mastomys coucha (southern multimammate mouse)
Lineage: Eukaryota; Metazoa; Chordata; Mammalia; Rodentia; Muridae
Gene: Pspn
Product: persephin
Exons: 2
Coding region: 91-561 (156 amino acids)
Molecular function (GO): growth factor activity; receptor tyrosine kinase binding; glial cell-derived neurotrophic factor receptor binding
Source: RefSeq, a predicted model, not a curated record